AUGUUACUAUGUUCCGCGACGCAGCUGAUAGCAACGGAAUUGAAAAAGGCGACAAAAUGUGAAUAACUGCUCUCAUAGUUGUCAUUUGAGAGCCACAAAAAACGGUUUUAAGAGCUCACUCUUACCACCCAAAUCACAUUUCCCACUCUCUACAGCAAUGGAGUCGCGAGUGUUAUCACGCGCCACCACUCUCUCCUCCUUGCCCAGCCUACGCAGGUCUUUCCGUGAGAGCAGCCACACUACCUCAUUCGUUUCGAUCAAACCGAUUGGAGCUGUCGGUAAAGGCGGGAAUUUAAUAUGGGGAAGGCAACUCAGGCCAUCUCUGCUACUAGAGAGCUCACCGGUAACUAAAAGGGAGACUCUCCGGCCAAUACUGGCUGUCGCUUCUUCUCCUGCUGAAGGAAGCGAUUCCCCCGGGUGAGGUCCGUUUCCUCCG
This is a messenger RNA of Mercurialis annua (annual mercury), 436 nucleotides long. Its product is annotated as triose phosphate/phosphate translocator, chloroplastic-like. NCBI's taxonomy places the organism in Eukaryota, Viridiplantae, Streptophyta, Magnoliopsida, Malpighiales, Euphorbiaceae. The transcript has a single exon. The record is from RefSeq and is a predicted model, not a curated record. Bases 158 to 421 code for a protein of 87 amino acids.